UUGUAUCUCAAUGUCGCCAAAGUAGACUGUUUAGCUGUUGUCCUUGCGCAUGUGUUGUAUGCGCAUUGACCACACCACAGCUAGACUGGCGGUAAACAAAUUGUUCAAAAGUUUAGGUUGUAUUUUAGAAAAACGAUAGUUUGCACAUACAUAGAAAACUUCGUUGUCACUACGAAAAUUAUACUAUAAUGGAGGGAUAAAUGGAAAUGCGCACGGCGUUAAAUAAUGCUUUGGCUGCAUAUAACUAAGCUAACGUUACUAACUAACUGCCUAGGCUAGCUGCUUUUAACUUGUGAAAUAUCUGAUUCUCGUCAGCAAACGUACACCAUUUACAUUGGUGGCCAGUGAGGUUGCCACCGUACUGAUCUUUGGUUCAGUUUUCAGCCUCGAACAUUUUGAACACAGUAUAGACUAGGUUACAUUCUAUGUCACCAUGAAGGAUGAUGACACUAAGCAAACAACUUAUCUGCCUUUGAUUAAUCCUCCUAGGGCUACAAGACCGGAGUGAAUAGACCUCCCUCAUCCCAACAGUGUCACUUGGACAAACUCACCAUGUUGGUGACAGCCUACCUGGCCAUCGUGGUCCUACUGGCGCUAUGUGUCGGUCUGGAGCUCACGGCACGUCGCCUCACCGCGCCUCAACCCACUCCCUCUGCUGUGGGCACCAACCCUGCUUUCCGCCGCUUCCAGACCCUGUUCCUAAGAGGCUACCUCCUAGCCCUGUGGGCUGACUGGCUGCAGGGGCCAUACCUCUACAAGCUGUACCGUCACUACAGCUUCCUGGAGUCCCAGAUAGCCAUCCUGUAUGUUGUUGGUCUGGCCUCCUGUGUGCUGUUUGCCCCCGUGGCUGGCUGGCUCCCUCAGGUCCUGGGGCGCAGACAGACCUGCCUGCUCUUCUGCGUAGCCUACUCAGCCUGUUGCCUCACCAAGCUAUCCCGUGACUACUUUGUCCUUAUCGUGGGUCGCAUGCUAGGGGGCCUGUCCACCUCUCUGCUCUCCACAGCCUUCGAGGCCUGGUACGUGCAUCGACAUGUGAACGCCCACGACUUCCCUAAAGAAUGGAUCCCCAGCACCUUCACCAAGGCUGCUAGCUGGAACCACGGGCUGGCAGUGGGGGCUGGGCUGGUGGCUAACAUGCUGGCUGAGUGGCUCCACCUGGGGCCUGUGGCUCCCUUCCUCCUGGCUGUGCCCUGCCUGGGGGCCUGUGGCUGGGUGGUGCUGACUGACUGGGGCACGGAGGAGAAGGGAGGCCAGGAGAGGGACAAGACGUCCUUGCUUGGUCCUGCUGCUUCAGUGCCCCUGGCCCGGGCAUCAGCACGGGCCCGGUUCUGGCGCAGCUGUCAGGAAUGUCUCCGCUGUCUGUUAUCAGACAGACGGGUGAUGCUGCUAGGAGGUGUCCAAGCUCUGUUUGAGAGUGUACUUUAUAUAUUUGUCUUCCUGUGGACCCCGGUCCUGGACCCCCACGGCCCUCCGCUGGGCAUUGUCUUCUCCUGCCUGAUGGCAGCCAGUAUGGCUGGGUCCCUGCUCUACCGCCUGGCCACAUCCACCCGCUACCGCCUCCAGCCUGGUCACCUCCUCUGCUUCUCCAUGCUGCUUGCAUUUUUCUCCUUCUUCAUGCUUAUCUUCUCCACUGCCCCGGGCCAGCCCAGACCCCGCGAGUCCCUGCUGGCCUUCCUGCUGCUGGAGCUGGCCAGUGGCCUCUACUUCCCCGCUGUCAGCUUCCUCCAGGGGAGGGUGAUCCCGGAGGAGAAGAGGGCCGGGGUGCUGGCCUGGUUCAGGCUGCCUCUGCACCUUCUGGCCUGCCUGGGGCUCCUGGCGCUCCAUGGAGAAGUGUCUGGGACUGGAGGGGGUGAGAGUGGUAGUGGAACUAGAAACAUGUUUGGGGGCUGUGCUGUUAUGAUGCUAGCUGCACUCUUGGCUGUGGUUAGUCUCUUUACUCUGGGAAGGAAUGAUGUGGAUCUCAGACUAGAGGGGCCCAAAGGAGAGGGAGAGAUAUGACAUUCAGAGGUCUUUAUUGUCCCAACAAUGACUUGGAAUACAGUUACUGCUUUGUUGACAGAUGAAGACUCGUUUGGGAAAGUAAAAUGAGCUUUUGAGGGACUGAAACCUGACAUUUAAUCAACCUAGGAUUUACCAAUAUUAGACAAUGAUUUAAAAUAAUCUGGUGUCGGUAAGGUUACAAGAUUUCCUGAUAUUUAUUCGUUUUCGUUUUGUUAACAGGGACUAGCAAUUGUUUCGCUAUAUUGUUGGGUAUAUGAAGAAAAAUAUGUUCUUAAGUUAUAAUGCUGCAGUCUGCGUCAUCUCCCUUCUUUUGAAGCACACUUGCAUACACACUGACGCACAUGCUGGUGUAAUAAUGUUGUGCCAGUAGGUGGUGCCAGUCUUGCUCCAGGAUGUUCUUCAUAUUCUAGCCUGUACAUGCUGUAGUGUUUAUCAACUGCGUUGUUCAGGGUGUACCACUCAGCCACAGCAGAACGGGGCUUACAUCACUAGCCCAGCUGCUCGCUUCGGCAGAACUAUCACCCACUCUCAUAUCAUUUAAAACAAGUACAAAUAUAUCAAUUCAGUCUUACUGCUUAUGAUGAAAGCAACUGUGAAGUCAAUCAGUGGGCAUGUGUAGCUACACUUGUUCUUGACAUUGUCAGUAGUGUCCAAAAGGGGGGGAAAAAUAUUAUAAAUAGCUUGUUGUGUGGAUGAAUAUCGGGGCCAUUCCAUUAUCAAUGCCUGUUUUGGUAUACAAACAGUUGCUAUUUUGACUUAUGGGGCUUGCUAGGUACAUUGUAGUAAUUAAACACCAAUGUUAAGGGUGUUUAGAUUCUGAAUGGAUACUUAAUGUGUCUUGGAGAGGUGUGUGUGUGUGUAUUUGCCUUGUUCUUUUUCGCUUUCUAUUCUCCAGAACCUUCAGUAAAAUAGGACAUAUUGUAAAUAUGGAAUAAAUGUGAUUUUAAUACCGUC
This is a messenger RNA of Oncorhynchus mykiss (rainbow trout), 2955 nucleotides long. NCBI's taxonomy places the organism in Eukaryota, Metazoa, Chordata, Actinopteri, Salmoniformes, Salmonidae. The record is from RefSeq and is a predicted model, not a curated record.